Messenger RNA from Pterocles gutturalis (yellow-throated sandgrouse), 880 nucleotides. RefSeq names its product ribosome production factor 1 homolog (S. cerevisiae) (gene RPF1). The annotation marks the transcript as partial. The transcript has 7 exons. Gene Ontology annotation, molecular function: rRNA primary transcript binding. Gene Ontology annotation, cellular component: nucleolus; preribosome, large subunit precursor. The record is from RefSeq and is a predicted model, not a curated record. NCBI's taxonomy places the organism in Eukaryota, Metazoa, Chordata, Aves, Pterocliformes, Pteroclidae. Gene Ontology annotation, biological process: maturation of LSU-rRNA; maturation of 5.8S rRNA.
GCACCUCCAAAAGCCAUACCAAAGACUAUUGAAAAUCAGAGAGUGUACGACGAAACAACUGUAGAUCCCAAUGAUGAAGAGGUUGCUUUUGAUGAAGCAACUGAUGAAUUUGCACCAUACUUCAACAGACAGACAGUUCCCAAGAUUCUUAUUACAACAUCAGACAGACCUCGUGGGAGAACAGUGAGAUUCUGUGAGCAGCUGUCUACUGUUAUACCUAACUCACAUGUCUACUAUCGAAGAGGACUGGCUUUGAAAAGAAUUAUUCCGCAGUGUAUUGCAAGGGACUUCACAGAUUUAAUCGUCAUUAAUGAAGAUCGCAAAAUACCAAAUGGUCUUGUUUUAAGUCACCUACCUGAUGGUCCAACUGCUCAUUUUAGAAUGAGUAGUGUUCGUUUGCGUAAAGAAAUAAAGCGAAAAGGGAAGGAGCCCACAGAACAUGUACCUGAAGUAAUCCUGAAUAAUUUUACAACACGGCUUGGACAUUCUAUUGGUCGCAUGUUUGCUUCCCUCUUCCCACAUGAUCCUCAGUUCAUUGGAAGACAAGUAGCUACAUUUCACAACCAGCGAGACUACAUCUUUUUCAGAUUCCACAGGUAUAUCUUUAAGAGUGAAAAGAAAGUGGGAAUUCAAGAACUUGGGCCACGUUUUACACUAAAGCUGAGGUCUCUUCAAAAAGGAACCUUUGAUUCCAAAUUUGGAGAGUAUGAAUGGAUUCAUAAGCGCCGAGAAAUGGACACAAGUAGAAGAAAAUUUCACUUAUAAGGGACAGCUAUCUGCCAGUUGCUGGUGACCAGAAAUACAACUGCUUUGAAUUAUGGAUCAUCUCAGACUCCUAAGUAGUGAUGAUACUGAACAGUAUCUGUCUGCAGAAGACAAA